AUGACGGAGACCUUGUUGGUCGCCGGCAGCAACUCGGGCUAUCAAUUGGGCGUCGAUCACAACGAAGACGUGAGGACGUGGCAAGAGGCGCUCUGUCGCAUCGAUGAUGGCUCGCAAGAAACUGUAAGCUUUCCUCCCGUCGGAUACAGCAUCGUUGACAUCUCGUCGGGUGCCAAUCACACACUCGCUCUGUUGCAAUGCAAAAUGGUCGGUUGUGAGGCUUCGAAGGCUGGCACGUCAAAAGAGGUAUGGGUCGCUGGCACUGGGACACACGGGCAACUCGGGCCCGCUCACUUGGCACCAGGAAGCAAACCAGUGCGCGUUUUCACUCGAUUCGACCUCAAAUCUUGUCUCCUAAGCUGUGUGAACCUGGAACGCUCUGAUCUAUCGGAAGCCUUGCUCGAACCGAAGAGGGUCGUUUGCGGCUGGAAUUGCAGCUAUGUAGUCAUUGCAUGCAACAGGACUAGCGACUCGGACGCUUCAGGACACGAUGUCUUACUUUCUAUCGGCUUGCAUCGCGAAAACACCUUUGGUGAGCUAGGAUGUGUUGGCGCACCUUCAUCGGAUACUGUCGAUUUGGGCGUGCACCAGGUAUCGUUCUCUAGUGCACUGGCUGAAGCAGGGCUCGCCACCAACGCGCCUGUUGCGAUCGUCGACGUAGCGGCAGGGUUAAGGCAUGCCGUAGCAGCCCUCAUAGUCAGCGCAGAUGGCGCUGAUCAAAGACGCCUCAUCGUGGCUGGCUGGGGUUCUGCCCGUCAUGGCCAGGUGGGCCGUAUCCCAGGGUCCACCAAGCGUCCGGGUAGGUCGAAGCGACCCGGCUGCGUUGCUGCUGCCGUCGUUCAGGAGCCUCAGGUCAUCUUCGACUGGAGCAUUCGAGAUCCUCGCAACACUUCAUGUAAGCUGCGAGCAGGCAGAGAUCACACGGUGGUCUUGAUGCAGGAUGAUAGCCAUGAUCAACAGACCGGUCUGUAUUGCAUCGGAUCGAACAGACAAGGCCAGUUGCUGGAUGUGUCUCUGUUGCAGAACCAUGCAACAACGCUCAGCGAGAUCACGCAAGUCUCUUGCAAUUGGAACAGCACGCAUUUGCUCAUCGAGCGCAAGAAAGGCGGCUCGUUGAUCCUAGGCUGCGGAAGCAACAGUCAGGGUCAGUUGGGCGGCACCAUGAAUGAGGAUCAGCUCGUCUCUGCCGAUCUCACAAUGAUCUUAGGGAUAUCGCCUACACAAGCAUCGCAUGCGUCCAAGUCUUGUUGUCGCACGAGCACUCUUCAGAAGUUGGCCUCGGGCAGCGAGCAUUCGAUACUUCUCAUAGAGAGUUGCUCUGCCGCCACUGACACAUCAGCAGACGAAAUACAUAGUCCGCCUAUCGUGCAGCGGCAGGUGUGGGGAUGGGGAUGGAAUGAGCACGGCAAUCUGGCGCAGGGUUUGCACGACGAAGCGGACCGUUACCGUCCAACGCUGUUGCUUAGCGGAACGCGGUCCGGUGCCGCCGAUCAGCAAACUGGCUGCACUCCCCUAGACGUGUGGGCUGGCUGCGGAACCAGCUUUGUUCUUGUCGAGACUACGAACAAAAACUUCAGACCCGCCUCGGGCUGA
Mycosarcoma maydis (corn smut) is the source of this 1593-nucleotide messenger RNA. RefSeq lists its product as uncharacterized. NCBI's taxonomy places the organism in Eukaryota, Fungi, Basidiomycota, Ustilaginomycetes, Ustilaginales. Bases 1 to 1593 code for a protein of 530 amino acids. The transcript has a single exon. The record is from RefSeq and is a predicted model, not a curated record.